AUGAUUUCUUUACAAACCCCUCAUAACGACAGUCUUGAGUUGACCAACAAUAUCUCUAUCGGGAAUUUUUCCUCUACACCUCAACAAAUUCUCUCUUCCAUGUAUCAAACAGCCGCACCUCAGUAUCAGCCACUUGCCGUGUACGGAAAUACACAUAUAACUUACACUUCCAAUCAUCACUCUCGAAAUUCUUCGACUUCAUCGAUAUCAAGGCAUUCGCCCACAGACUCCUCUUCUUUCGCGCUAGAGACAAACGGCUAUACUCAAUUGAGUUAUCGUUUCGAUCCAUCCGUCAAUUCUGCCACCACGAGUGCGAUGAAUGCCCAGGACGUUUCGAAAUCGUCCCCUCUUCAACAGAAUCAUAGUUCUCCAAACUUGAUCCAGGCGGGAUCUUCACCUUCCCCUUCAGUUACCUUGUCCCCAGAUAACAACAGCUCGAACGUUUUACCACCGAUAUCAGAAGUGUUUUCUUCUUCGGCACAUAACGGACAAUCCACAUCUUCUUCAAGUUCACCAGUACCCAGUCAAGUCGUCCCUCAAUCUCAACAACCACAGAACGGUGGAGGCAUGAUGCCAUCAGCUGCCUCUGCCCAUUCCGUUGCCGCACAAGCUGCUGAAGGUGCUGCAAACUUUCCUACUUCAAUAGUUUCACAAAGCCAACAAUCUCAGUUGGCGCCUAAUAUCCCUGUGGUGGACCCCAGAAAUCUUCCAAGAAUUG
Messenger RNA from Acaulospora morrowiae, 718 nucleotides. The record is from the annotation of a GenBank genome assembly. Lineage: Eukaryota; Fungi; Glomeromycota; Glomeromycetes; Diversisporales; Acaulosporaceae.